Molecule: messenger RNA, 2564 nt
Organism: Lampris incognitus (smalleye Pacific opah)
Lineage: Eukaryota; Metazoa; Chordata; Actinopteri; Lampriformes; Lampridae
Gene: chac2
Product: ChaC, cation transport regulator homolog 2 (E. coli)
Exons: 3
Coding region: 196-738 (180 amino acids)
Biological process (GO): glutathione catabolic process
Cellular component (GO): cytoplasm
Molecular function (GO): gamma-glutamylcyclotransferase activity; glutathione specific gamma-glutamylcyclotransferase activity
Source: RefSeq, a predicted model, not a curated record
ACAUAAAGGAAAAGUGCCCGGUAUCGUUCCCGACACGUUUUUAACAACCAGUAAAAAUCCAGCCAGUUUAAGGAUAACGUGAAUAGGACUGUUGAUGGGGGUUGUGAAUCGUAACCAACGUUAGUUAAGCCACUGUGAAUGGUGAUGGUAAGAGCGUACACGUCCUUUUGCAUGACCUCGCUCUAACCAGCAGACAUGUGGGUUUUCGGAUACGGGUCUCUCAUAUGGAAAGUGGACUUUCCUUAUGAGGAUAGGCGGAUUGGGUACAUAAGAGGCUUUAGCCGCCGCUUUUGGCAGGGCAGCACUGACCACCGGGGAGUCCCAGGCAAGCCCGGCCGGGUCGUAACGUUAGUGGAAGACGCCAAGGGAUAUGUUUGGGGUGUGGCGUACAAGCUUCCAACGGGUCGAGAACAGGAAGUGAAGUGCUAUCUUGACCACCGGGAAAAAGGUGGUUACCAGGUCAUCACAGUGUCCUUUUAUCCCCGUCCACCUCUUACUCCUCCUCCCAGUGAGGUGAUGCUCUACAUCGGCUCUCAGGACAACCCAGACUACCUCGGCCCUGCACCUAUGGAGCAGAUAGCCAACCAGAUUGUCAACGCCACUGGGCCAAGUGGGCGUAACACAGAAUACCUGUUUCAGUUGGCUGAUGCUCUGAGGAGACUUAUUCCUGAGGACUCAGACACACACAUCUUUACACUUGAAUCUCUUGUAAGAGAGAGGCUACAGAGUAGCACUUAACAAGACUGCAGACUGACACUUAACAUUCUCACAGAAAACAAAGGGGGAUGAGAUACUGAAAGAUAAGGAGAAACACUCAGAUUAGUCAUCUCAGGGUUAUAGAUACACUUUUGCCAGCUGGAUACUUGUGAGAUACAAGAAGCUCAAUAUUAAUGCUACCAGUCUUUUUUCAUCCCUUCAGCCUCUCUUAAUUUCUUGAUCAUCAAAUCUUACCAUUUUACUUGCAUAUUAUGCAAACAUAUCAUAUUUACCAAAUCUCAUGAUUACAGCAAUAGCCUUGUGUGAAAGCCAGUACAGCUGACAUAGCUUUAAUCUUGUAAUAAUAUGAAACAGGUUAAAGUUUGGUUAAAGAUAGAAUGUCUUUUAAGACAAAUCAUAUCACUGGCAUUCCAUCUAGCCAACAAAAGGAAAUGUUAACCGAUGUCUCCUUCUAAACCUCAGAGAAAUUUAUCAUAUGCACCAUUGCCUCCACUUUUGUCCUUGGCAUAAUGCCACUGACAAAGCUCUGAUAAAGAUCAAAAACAGUUAUAUAAUCUUAUUACAAAACUGACAUUACUGCUUGGUCUGUGUCCAGUCCUGCCCGAGGAAGGCUGGUGGUUUUAGAUGGAGGAUAUCUGCAACUAUCUGCCAUACCUUUUAACUUAACUGUAAUAUACUGGAAGCAGACAAGGACUUACCCCCUUUCCCAACCCCCGGUCAUCGUCAUUACUUUGUGUACUACCUGAAAUUGCAGGUAGAACGAGAAUUUUAUUUUGACUUGUUGGAUUAGGUUACUGUUUAUUCAACAGUGUGUUUGAAUAAGAACCCUUAUUGGGUUUUCUCUGUGCUUCUUUCAUAAUUACCUCCUCUCCUUUUGUGCUUGUUUUAGUUUCUAAAGACAAUCUGGCAGACACAUUAACAUAAUAGCUAUCUCUGUAAGCUUAACAAUAUAACAACUGAUCUUGUCGGAUCUUGUUUCCUUAAUUGGCAUCAGAACAGGUCUAAUCCAGAACUGGAAACUCAGCACCUCAGGACUCAUUUCACUCCAUCCCUACCGCACCGUCUUACACCAAGCCAUACAACCACGCCCUUGUUUUCUCUAGACUGUUUAUUCUUUAAUGCCACACCAACUGUAAUAACAGCUAUGUUUCUCCUCAUUUUUACAAGCAUGCAUUAUGGCACGCCAACACCUCACAUACAACAGCAAUAAAUCAGAAAAUAAACCACUUCCUUCCACGUGCAGAAAUAAAGUGUUGAAUGCAUCCUCAACAAUCCUCUCCUUUCUUUCUCACUGGCAUCCACACGCACGAACAGACCAAGAAGGGUUUAGCCAUUUAACAGUGUUUAUUGGCUUUAGUCAGUAAGUAUCAGAAGCUCUACAGCGUAGCUAUAGAACAGUUUGGCACUAAACUAUAAGCAAAGUGUAGAUGGGCGGUGUUUAUACAGAGCGUUAUCUCAUAGAUGGAAGAGCAGCAUACCUAUGUGACGCACUACAUACACAUGAACAAAUGGUAUCAUAAAUGAACAAUCAACCUUUGGCAUAAAUAAAUACUGCAUCCCCUGUUCAUUCUUACCCUCUAAGAUAAAAUAAAACUCCCCACAAAUUGAACAAAGGUUUGAAAUGGUAAACAAUCACAACCCCCUUGGCGCUGACCUAUUAUAUGAACUAUACGCUGGGAUUUAUAGAAGUGUUAUAAUUUAUAGAAUUUUAUAUCAUACUUUUCAAAUAUUAAAGCAUUCUCAUUUUAGGAUUAUAGCAUCAGUUUGUUGCAUAAUAAUAUAUAAUAGUGUAACAAAUGUAAUAUAACUUAAUAUUUAGCAUCAAUAUGACAUUAAUAUUUCUUUUA